CUCAUGAGUUUAUCUUAUCAUUGGAAUUGGUUUGAGGAAAGUCAAAACAUUCCAAAUCAACCAUCUCAACUCAGCGCUCAAUCAAAAUCAAAUUAAUUCAAAUUGUAAUGGACUGAUAUUCAUCCUAUGGAUAUCAAUCACAUUCAACCAUCUACUUCUGAGCCUUUCAAUCGGGCUUCAACAACUUUUGCUAUCGGCUUCAAUAACCUCUCAGAAAAGGCGAUCGGAAAGAUGAAAGCUAAUAAUGAUUCAUCAUUACCUGAUACCCUCACCCAACAAACUGGCAGCGAUCUUAAGACACUCGAGCAAACCGAUUCAAAUGAUUUAACGUCUCUACCUUCAAACCACAAAAACCCAAGUCUAUUCGAGGGUGCGGGCAAGUAUCUAUUAUCAGGUGGAAUCGCCGGAAUGGUCUCACGGACUGCCACUGCUCCAUUUGAUCGGGUCAAGAUUUAUCUGAUCACUUCCGAAAAACCACUUUCAAUUCAACCUCACCCUUCACCUUCAUUCGCCACACUUUCCGGUUCACGUACAACGGUUGUCUUACCUGCUCAACAACCUAUCUAUCGUCUCAUCCCAAAUUCAUCAAACCUAUUGAUAGCCGUCAAAUUAAUUUAUCAGGAACCUGCCGGAGCUCGUCCUGGACCGGGUGGUCUCCGAAACUUUUUCGUCGGUAAUGGACUUAAUGUCCUCAAAAUCUUUCCCGAAUCAGCUAUCAAAUUUUUAACAUAUGAAUAUAUUAAGAUGGCGUUAGGUCAAGGCUGUUUGGGUAUGUCACCUGCUACUGACACUAAUGGAAAUCUGACCAACAGAGCAAGGUUCUUGGCUGGUGGAUUAGGUGGGGUAGUGAGUCAGUUUGCAAUCUAUCCUAUCGAAACUUUGAAAACACAGAUCAUGAGUAGUACCAUCAAUCACAACGUCAAGAGGUCAGCCUUACUGUUCCAAACCAUUCGACGACUCAACGCAAGUGGCGGGAUAAAGUCGUAUUACAAAGGCGUAGCUGCAGCGACAGUAGGCGUGUUCCCAUACUCUGAAUUGACAGCUGUGUUGACGAUUGAGAUCAUUCUUGAGCAGCAAUUGAUAUUCGCGAUUGGAGAGCCACCCGGUGUGCUAGGUACAUUAGCUUGUGGCGCGCUCAGUGGAGGGAUUGGAGCUUCUAGUGUUUAUCCAAUAAACCUUGUACGUACUCGACUACAAGCUCAAGGUACUUCAGCUCAUCCGGCUACAUAUCGAGGGAUAGGAGACUGCGUCGAGCGAACAUGGAGGAAGGAAGGAUUCCGAGGAUUCUAUAAAGGACUUGCACCUUCUCUCUUCAAAGUGAUGCCCGCUGUUAGUAUAAGUUGGUUGGUGUACGAAAGAACGAUUCUCAUGCUGGAUGGACUCUCAUAGAAAUCUAUAUGAGAAAACCUUGACUUCUUAUAAAUCUAUCUAAUGAUGAAGUGGAUAAUGAGGUUAAUGAGUUGAGAUUUUUUUAUUUCACAAGACCGGGUGUUUUUUGUACAUUGGGGGGCCAAUAUUGAAGUUACCAUUGUGUUUAUUUGUCAAUGUGUUGGUAAGUUCAAUCAGUAGAUCUAUCGACUUUCUUGACUGUUUUGUUAUCUCUUCUUUACGUACCUACAUAUAUACAUCUAUCUAUAUGCUAUUGGGACUUCUUUUCUCUUCACGAUGUUACUUAUACAAUCUAUCUAGAUUUCUUUGGCUGGUAUGUUAUCUUUUGGUUUAGAAAUGGUGUUAAUUAUUUAAUAGAAUUCUAGAGUAUGUAGUAAUAGUGGUCAAUACCUUUGGUUCUUCUUUUUGAACUUUGAAAACUUUGGAUCAUUC
Melampsora larici-populina 98AG31 is the source of this 1821-nucleotide messenger RNA. RefSeq lists its product as uncharacterized. The transcript has 5 exons. Bases 127 to 1389 code for a protein of 420 amino acids. Gene Ontology annotation, biological process: transmembrane transport. The record is from RefSeq and is a predicted model, not a curated record. Gene Ontology annotation, molecular function: ATP transmembrane transporter activity. NCBI's taxonomy places the organism in Eukaryota, Fungi, Basidiomycota, Pucciniomycetes, Pucciniales, Melampsoraceae.